Messenger RNA from Sabethes cyaneus, 909 nucleotides. RefSeq names its product solute carrier family 25 member 35-like. NCBI's taxonomy places the organism in Eukaryota, Metazoa, Arthropoda, Insecta, Diptera, Culicidae. The record is from RefSeq and is a predicted model, not a curated record. The transcript is spliced from 2 exons. Bases 7 to 909 code for a protein of 300 amino acids.
CUCGGGAUGGAUUUUCUGCUGGGAGGUUGCGCGGCGACCUGUGCCGGUGUUUUUAGCAAUCCGUUCGAUGUGAUCAAGACACGGCAACAGCUGCAAGGAGAGCUGGUCGAUGCAGCAGAGCUACAGCGAAAUCCGUACCGUUCAAUUCCAAAGUCAAUCGAAUCGAUCCUAAAGGCCGAGGGAUUGGCCGGCUUGCAGAAAGGCCUGGUUUCGGCGUUGGCAUUCCAGUUCACGAUGAACAGCAUUCGAUUGGGAAUCUACCAGAGUGCGGAGGACUUCCAGUGGACACGUGGUAAAAGCAAGUUCGGCACACUGGUGUACUCAAUCUUCUGGGGCGGCUUGAGCGGUGUGAUCGGGGCAACCGUGGCCUGCCCGCUCUAUAUGGUAAAAACCCAGAUUCAGGCCACGUCGCACGGCAAGUAUGCCGUGGGUUAUCAGCACAAUCACACCGGAACGUUAGCCGCCCUGAGUGGGAUCUACCGAGCGGGAGGACUGCGCGGAUUGUGGCGAGGUUAUCCGGGAAUCGUGACCCGAACGGCGAUUGGAUCUUCCGCCCAGCUGGCUACUUUCUCGACAUUCAAGGAGUUCUUCGUGCAGUUCGAGCUGUUCCAGCAGUCCGUUGCGUUCACCGCUUUUGCCGCCAGCAUGUUCAGUGGGUUCUUUUGCUGCGUGUUCAUGUCACCGUUUGAUGUGAUUGCUACCCGGUUGUUCAACCAAGGCGUGGACGGAAGCGGCAAAGGGAUGCUCUAUCGAAGUGUAUGGGACUGCUUUCAGAAGACAUUGCGUGCUGAGGGACUGCACGGUUUGUACAAGGGCUUCGUUCCAAACUAUUGGCGCAUUGCACCGCACACCAUCCUGAAUUUAACCUUUUGGGAUCAGUUCAAAAGCUGGAAAGACCUAUACUACUAG